Messenger RNA from Aspergillus fumigatus Af293, 969 nucleotides. Lineage: Eukaryota; Fungi; Ascomycota; Eurotiomycetes; Eurotiales; Aspergillaceae. The record is from RefSeq and is a predicted model, not a curated record.
AUGGGAAGUACGCGAACAACGGCAUCUUGCCAAAUUAUCACCGGCUCCUCGCCUGCGCGAGGUCGAAUGUACAGCGUCGCCCCAGGCAAUACGCGGUCAGCAACCAAGAGAAAGCGAGACGCCGAUGAUGACAUCAAAUUUUUGGCGACUCCGGUGAAAAAUGCGCGCAGACGAGUGAAUCCCACCUCUGCAGCCUCAGCAGGCUCUACCGAGGUGAUCGACUUGACAGCAGACUCACCCGCCACGACCCCGACCAAGAAGACUCGAAGCCCCAAGAAGCGCCUUCCUGGCCAGCCAGCCCCCGAGCGACGCGCUAGGCCGUUCCGAUUUGGCUUGGCUGUACCCCUUUUCGUGCGAUGCUCACUAACCCGGCCAUUGAGCAGGAUGUGUGUCGUGGAACAUUGUGUCACCGAGGUCGAUGAUGCGCCCGAAGUCGUGUUUACAAUGGCGGGGACGACUGGAAAUCUGUAUAAGGUUGUUAUUGGGAAGGUGCCUUCCUGCGAUUGUCCGGAUGGAGUCCUAAUAAACGCUCUUAAAGCCCCGGCACAUCUACAGUAUCAGCUGGCAUUCUUAUCCUCGGAACUCCGCGAAAUGUACCAGUCAUCACCCCUCAGCAGCCAAAAAGAACAAUCGGAGGACAACAACGGCAAGCGCAAGCCCAUCGAAGGAGACUGUCCCAUCUGCUUCAUGGAACUCGAGCCAGAGAAAGACGAGAUUGUCUGGUGCCGCGCAGCAUGCGGGAAUAACGUCCACAAGGCAUGUUUCCGGCAAUGGGCUGCAACGCAGAACGCGCAGGGCGUUCGUUGUGUUUACUGCCGUUCUGCAUGGGAGACCGGUAGUAGCGAACUGGAUCUGAAACAGCUCACCAAGGACGGAUACGUCAACGAAGAAGGUUAUGUCAAUGUGGGGCAUCUGCUCGGCAUGCCGGGCGAACGCGGUACGAGGCCGUCCCUGUACUUGUCCCCUUAG